UACUGUAUGACAUUUGCGCGCAUUCAGUGUACCCGAAAAAGCGUGCGGCAAUCCCUUCGAGUGAAAAUUUCGUUCGGUUACGUAGUAGUUUAACAGUUGUUUUUGUAACGGUUGAAUUAGUCAGGGGAAAUACUCAAAAUAAUUGAUUAGUGUAUAAAAAUGAAUUACAAUAAUCAUCGAAUAUUAUUAAUUGCUUUAAUUAGUGUUCAUUUUUUGCUGUUAUAAAGUCGUUAUCUAAUGGUCUUCGAAUAUGAUAAAUUAUGUUUAUUGUCACCGUGUAGUACUAAAUGUUACAAACUAGUAAGAAGGUUUAAUAAUAUUCAAGUGCUCAUCAAUAUCUAAUCGAAGAGUUCAAUUGAUAAUGCAUAUUACCGCUUUUUAAAAUACCAAAGUAAUUCAGUAUUGCUAUUGAAUCAUACCUGUUGGAGUUAUUGUUACGGCCUUAGUUUAAAUAGUGAAAAAGGUUUUUUUAAAAUGUACGAAAAUCAUCGCUAAGUGUGCGAAACUAGCCAUGCCGAUAAAAAAACUAUGGAACAAAGGUCACAGUGGCCAAAAGUUGGUUUUCAUAGGCUAAUGGUGUCGUGCAUCUUUUGUAAACACCGCAGCCACCACCGCCUACAACAACCACCGUAAUGACCUCUAACUUUACUGUUAAUCUCACCGAAAAUGGCACUUACAAUGAAUUGAAUGAUGACCUUUAUCAGGUGCCACCCUUACUGAUAAUUUUACUGAUCAUACUAUACGGAUCAAUAUCGGUGGUAGCCAUAGCUGGAAAUGGACUGGUAAUUUGGGCUAUUACUACAAGUAGACGAAUGAGAUCAGUCACUAACUAUUAUUUGGCUAACCUAGCGAUUGCUGAUAUUAUCCUAGCACUGUUUGCCAUACCUUUUGAGUUCCAGGCAGCAUUACUACAAAAAUGGAAUCUGCCAUCGUUUAUGUGUGCCUUUUGUCCGUUUAUAUCCGCACUGUCAAUCACAGUUAGUGUAUUUACACUUACAGCCAUUGCCGUGGAUAGACGCCAAGCCAUUCUGAAUCCAUUCGCAGCUCGUACGUCUAAGACACAAUGUCUUAUAGUAAUAGGAACUAUAUGGAUUGCUGGACUAGUGUUGAGUUCACCGAUGGCUUACAAUUUUCGUGUUGUAUACCUGGAUGAAGACUGGCCAUUUUGCUCGAAUGUAAAUCUUACGAGAGAAGUAAUGCUCGUAUAUAAAGCACUUUUAGUCAUUGUGCAGUACGUUAUACCAUUAUCCAUUAUGACUUGGGCAUAUUCUGGAAUCGGCUUCGCUCUUUGGGGGUCAUCAGCACCUGGUAACGCUCAAUCACAAAGAGAUUUAAACUUGAUGAGAAAUAAAAAGAAGGUUAUUAAAAUGCUGAUCAUUGUCGUUGCAUUAUUUACGCUUUGUUGGUUACCAUUGCAGACAUAUAAUUUACUACAACAUAUUUUUCCUAAAAUAAACGAGUAUUCUUAUAUAAAUAUAAUUUGGUUCUGUUUUGAUUGGUUUGCCAUGAGUAACAGUUGCUAUAACCCGUUUAUAUAUUCAAUAUACAAUGAAAAAUUUAAACAGGAGUUUAAAAUGAGGUUAGAUUUUAUGUCAGGAAAAAGGCCAUUGACAAGAAAUAUGAGCAUAUUUUCUAGUGGAGGGUUUGAAUGGCGUACAAACCAUGUCAACGUUCACGAACGAAAUAAAAAGAAUAAUUCAAUUGUAACCACUGAUACUCCACUUAUAUUAACACCCGAAAGUUAAAUGUAACAUAAACUAACAGUAUGGUCAGAAAUUCAUUCAUUAGUUGAGUGAAUAAAACCCAUUUAUUAAAUUUUUGAACUUAAAUUGCUGUUACAAUGAUUCCAUUUUCUUUGUCAUUUUGGCAGUUAUUGUUAAAAUAUUGUACCAAAUCGUAGUAUUGUAACAUUGAAAAAGUAUUGAUAAUUUUUUCUUUUGAUACUUAUUUCUUACGAAUAUACAAUUAAAAUGAAUUGUUAAUAUAUUAAAUAUCAAAUUAAUGUUGUAAAUUAAACCAUUUGUUAUAUUAAUAGAGAUUUAAUUUAAAGUAGAAUUAUUGUGUGUACUGUCCAUAUAAUUAGAAAUCUAAUUACAUUUAAA
Molecule: messenger RNA, 2102 nt
Organism: Daktulosphaira vitifoliae (grape phylloxera)
Lineage: Eukaryota; Metazoa; Arthropoda; Insecta; Hemiptera; Phylloxeridae
Product: tachykinin-like peptides receptor 99D
Exons: 7
Coding region: 633-1745 (370 amino acids)
Biological process (GO): G protein-coupled receptor signaling pathway
Cellular component (GO): membrane
Molecular function (GO): neuropeptide Y receptor activity
Source: RefSeq, a predicted model, not a curated record